GACUUCUUAAGACGCUUCGCUAAUCGGGUUCAAGUUUAUGAGCUGCUCUCGCAUCUCAAUCCCUCACUUCCGGUAUUUGGCAUGGGCGAUUGGCGAAGCACGAUGCGAAAACAUGUAGCAGCCCAUCCCGAAUAUCCCUACGUGACUCCCUGGGAAGGGAAAGAGACUGCCGACACCGUCUACGACGACAAGUCUGGAGUUCUGACCCGGAUUCUUAUCGACAAGGGAUAUUUGGAAGGAACUCGUUGGAUCAGCAAGAAGCCGCAAUACUUGAUCGAAGUCAAGACAACACCCGGGGAUGCUACAAGGCCGUUCUUCGUGAGAAAGCAUCAGUACAAUAGGAUGAAGGAGUGUACAGAUGCGUCAAGGUCCUCAAGAGGAUCUUGCACAGCCUAUGUGCUUAUUCGCGUCUUCAACCUCACUACCUCGGACAUUGACUUCGAUAUCUACAUGGACCCGUACGCCCUACAGCAAGAUGGCUCACUAAUCUUCACGGAGAAUACCUGGCAUGUGGUCCCGGCACAAGGCGAUGAAGCUGCUUGA
Molecule: messenger RNA, 543 nt
Organism: Colletotrichum godetiae
Lineage: Eukaryota; Fungi; Ascomycota; Sordariomycetes; Glomerellales; Glomerellaceae
Exons: 2
Source: RefSeq, a predicted model, not a curated record